Molecule: messenger RNA, 1326 nt
Organism: Phoenix dactylifera (date palm)
Lineage: Eukaryota; Viridiplantae; Streptophyta; Magnoliopsida; Arecales; Arecaceae
Source: RefSeq, a predicted model, not a curated record
UGAGGUGCGGAUGAUUAAAGGAAACUGGGCCGUUCCCAAAUCCCCUCCUGUCGUGCGAAACCCUCCACCCUAUUUCCUCGCUCUUGGGGGUUCACGGGACCGGCGGUCACCGGCGGACGGCGGAGAACGAGCACAGCGUUCGAGGUCAAUGGAAGAAGCUCUGGAGGUUAUAUGCCAAGUUGAGGAAGAUUUCACAUUAUGAUCUACAAGGAAAUUUGCCACUUCAAACUUCCUCAAUGAUUUACAUGUGCUACUUGUUACUCCCGGAGUUGAAGUAGAUUGAAAUUGAGCCACUUGGCUCGGGGAUGCUUGUUGAGGGGGGGCUCCUCGACCCGAAGAUGUAGCAGACUGCCAAGUGAACCCAAAAAUGCAAUUACUAUAAAGGAAGUGUGGAUGGCUUUUUGAGAAAUUGGGUUUAUUGUAGAACUAUAAUGGAAAGGCCCGGCUCAAAUGAUAUAUCAUCUGCAAAAGCUGUGUUGCUGGGAGCUUUAGCAUCUGGUGUUAAUGGUCCCACAUGGCUUGCACUCAAAAUUAUAUUUUUGCUGCUCGGAGUCUGUCUUACUGCCUUGCUUUCGCUAGCGUAUUCAUCAAGCGACUUCAUUAUUGCUGGCCAUGUUCUUUUGCUUGUAAUCAUAGGUUCAAUGCUUUUCAUACUGCUGAAUGGCUUUCUUGCACAGACUGGUCUGGUAUCAGUUGAACAACAGAUGAAGGAGAUGGGUAUGCUAAAUAAUGAAGGGAAUGAGAAAGACAAAAGAAACUAACAGAGUAGGGCAUCGUUAUCGGAAAGAAGACAUGAUUACAUUUUUUGACCCUUAGACAGAUAGCUACAAUUGAUGAAUACUGUCCAAGAGAGCCCAAGCACAGGUAUGGACAGCAUGUUUACAUUAUUGUGAAGCUAAACAAAUUCAAAGACCCUUACUUUAAUCACCUUUGGCUACCUUCUCCUUCGGCUUGCUCUUUUUGGUCUUCAUGAAGCAGAAGCAUGAGCAACAUGGGCACUGAAACAAGAACUUCAUUGCUUUGUUACAACUUGUCAGACGUACCAAUUACAGAUUUAUAUUCCAAUGGAGUAGCCUCCUCCUUCCCCCACCCUGCUUUUUUAAAACUGCAUAUAGGGAUUCCUUUCCUGUCACUUUAAUAAAGAGGAUGCCGCUCUAGGCAGGCAUUGCCAUAAUUAAAAGUCGUCUAUUCUUCUAUUCUGCAGUUUUGUGGGUCUUGUUGACCACUUGGAAAAGUAUAUUCCUUGUUAUUAUUAUUAUACUUUUUUUUUAAAAAAAAGGUAAGAUUUCUUGAUGGCAAGCAAAGAAGGAAGAAAUUUGAUGCGCC